ACAGAAAUGCUAAUAAGAAAUCAAAAUUACAAAUAAGUAUAUAAAAAAAAAUUCCUUCUCAGUCGGAGCUUUGCCUGCAAGUGAGAGUAACAAUGGCCGCCGAAGAAGAGGAAAUCGCUGCGGAGCUCGAGGCUGUUCAAGCAGUCUACGCCGACGAUUGCGUGGUCUUCGAUUCCUUCCCUCCUCAUCUUCAUCUCCACAUAAAGCCUCGCACCGCUGAUAUUACUUCCGAGCAGUUUGUGGAAGCUGUUAUUGGGAUAAGAGCUGGUUCACAGUAUCCGAAAGAGCUGCCUCAGAUUGAUCUUUUAGAUUCAAAGGGUCUUGAUGAAGAAAGGAAAAAACAUCUAUUGACUUGUAUUCGAGCCAAAGCUACUGAGCUCUCUUCUUGCUUAAUGUUGGUAGCUCUUUGUGAGGAAGCUGUGGAGAAGCUCUCUCUAAUGAAUCACCCAGAUGGUGAUUGUCCAUUGUGUUUGGAUCCUUUAGUCCACCAAGAUGAGAAGAAUAAGAUUUUGCCAUUUAUGAAGUUGAUGUCAUGUUUUCAUUGCUUUCACUGUGAGUGCAUUAUUAGGUGGUGGACAUGGCUUCAAACAGAACAAAAAACCAAUCCUAGUAAUUCAUCAAGUUCCUCUGGGCAUCCUGUAAGAAAAAAUGAAAAUAGAAAAGAUGGGGAUGCAGAAGAUAGUAUGGGAAAUUGCCCUGUUUGUCGCAUGGUUUUUCACACCAAGGACUUUGAACAUGUACUCAACUUGGUUGACUCCCUUCCUACCCAAUUGAACAUUGCUGAAAAUGAUAUAGAAGAUAGUGAGAAGAUCCUUCAUUCUGAUCAAGAGAACAUCAGAAGACAAAGAUUUGAGGCAACAUUUAAGUUACAGCAAGAAAACAGCGGUCUAAUUGAACCUAAAAAAGAAGUAAGGGUUUUACCAGGUAUGUUUCUUCCACAACCAGUAACACCUCCCACAGCGGAAUCCAACGAGCAACAACAUAAUGCAGACCCCCCAGUGGCCUCUAGAGUGCAUAGUGGUGCUUCAUCCCAGAGGCCUAACAAAAGCGAUCAUAGAUACCGAGGUGGCAUGAGGAACCAUAGAGCAAAGCAUAACACAAGAAAACCGGCGCAGCAGUGGAUUCAGAAAGAAAAUGCUUCAGCAAAAUAAAUGUUUAAUAUUUGCUAUUUUGGGAGUUUUUCUAAUCCUUGCUCCCAGCAGUAUUUUGAUUAUUCAGGUUAAUCAAAUAUGCUAUAGGAAGAAAAUGUACAGCCAAAGAAAGAAGGAAAAACAAGGAAAUGAUUUUUAGUUAUUUGUUAACAUUUUAUUUUUUCUACAUUUGUUGAUUUUGAGAAUGUUAAGGAAGCAUGACCCUGCCUAUCGAAUUUCAAUAUUUGGGUCAUAAUGUUAAUUUUGCACAUUAAGUAUAAUCUGAAUAUUUAGUAUAAUGUUAAUUUUGAUUCUGCUA
Messenger RNA from Cannabis sativa, 1449 nucleotides. RefSeq lists its product as uncharacterized. NCBI's taxonomy places the organism in Eukaryota, Viridiplantae, Streptophyta, Magnoliopsida, Rosales, Cannabaceae. Gene Ontology annotation, cellular component: nucleus. The transcript is spliced from 7 exons. Gene Ontology annotation, biological process: protein ubiquitination. Gene Ontology annotation, molecular function: protein binding; ubiquitin protein ligase activity. Bases 93 to 1151 code for a protein of 352 amino acids. The record is from RefSeq and is a predicted model, not a curated record.